Molecule: messenger RNA, 3668 nt
Organism: Pristis pectinata (smalltooth sawfish)
Lineage: Eukaryota; Metazoa; Chordata; Chondrichthyes; Rhinopristiformes; Pristidae
Product: calpain-3-like
Exons: 9
Coding region: 73-744 (223 amino acids)
Source: RefSeq, a predicted model, not a curated record
CCAGAUCCCAGAUGGUCCUGCCCCAACACGACCCGGCCGACAUGUUGAGCCCCCCGCUCUCCCCCCAACCCCAUGUCUCCCACCACCGUGCAGACGUGGCAGUCCUGGGGUUACCCUAACAACAGCACGGAGGGCACAACCCUGCCCACAUCUCCCCCUGUGCAGAGUGCAGAGCUGGAUGCGGCUGGGCUACAGAGGGUGCUGAACGAAGUCUUCCUCUGCGAUGAGAGGCCGUCGGAGGGGUUCAGCCUCGACCACUGCCGUGCGAUGGCGCUCCUCAUCAACUUCAACAGUUUAGGAAGACUCAACAAACAGGAUUUCAGACGCUUCUGGGAAAAGAUUGAGGCUCUAAAGGAUCUCUUCCACGAGAGGGACGUGGAGGGCUCGGGACUGUUGGAUCUGACCGGACUGUUUGACUGCUUGUACGACAUGGGUUACCCAGCCAGCAGGUCGGCUCAGAAGCUGAUAGCCCUGAGGUACGCUGACCCGUUGGGCAGGAUGAGCCUGGUGAGUUUCAUCCACUGCUGCCUCCGCCUGGAGUUCACCACCAAGAUGUUUAACAGGUUAAGCGGAGCCGGCCAGGACUCAGUCUGGGUGCAGAGGAGUGGAUGCUCUACACCACCUACUUUUAAUGGACUGGAUCAGCUGGGUCACUGCCCGCACCUCUGGACAGGAGACGAUAUCCCGGCCGGAAGCGUUCCCACUCCAAAGGGCUUGGAUCCCAGUGGGACCAAGGUGGACUGAGCCGGGAACCGCUGGAUGUAUGGGAGCCACCCUUCCCUCUGGCCACCGAGGGUCCCAGCCAGACGUUGACCAGCCCUGCCCCCGGCCCACGCUGCCUCUGAGCCCUGGAAUGCCCCGCGCCCCCCUCGGAUUCUGCCACUCACCAGCAACAAGUUACAGCAGCCACUUAACCCGCCGAACCCAGGAGGAAACCGGAGCGCCCGGGGAAACACACGUGGUCACAGGGAGAACGUGGAGACUCCUCACAGACGGCACCCGAGGGCGGGAUAGAACCAGAUGUGGGGGGAGGGGAGCGGAGGGGUCGCCCCAUCGGGAUCCACCCUCCCCGAAUGUUUCCCAUAAUUGCCUCCCUUACUCAUCCAGCACUGGGAGCCUUUGUGUCCCUGCUUGUCACCCUCCAGCAGCUGUCUCCCUCUUCCCCCUCCACCCUCCCCCCCCCUCCUGACUCCACCUUGCUCAUCAUCUGCCCCCCUCCUCCCCCCACUCCACCUACCACCCAAUGGCCUCUGUCUCCCCCUCCCCUCUUUAUACCGGACACCUCCCCUCUCCACUCCCAGCCCCAAAGCAGGUCUCGAGCCAAAACGUCGACAGUUCCUUUCCCUCCCCCACGGACGCUGCUCGACCCUCCAGCAGAUAGUUUGUUGCUCGAGAUUCCAGCACCCGCAGUCUCCGUGUGUCCCGCCGCGCCACCGGGGACCUGUGCUCCGGGUGCCAGGCCCACCUUUGCGUUGACAUUUUGACUUUGACUGAGACACCAGCCCCACCGCCCUGCUCAGCCAACGGUCUAAAACUGGGGCGACGCAUACAAGGCUUCCUCACAACGGCAGCGUGAAACACAGAGAUUCCCCGGGCAGCAUCAAUGGAAGCAGCAAAGCCAGUCGAGUGAAAGUGUAUCUGAAGCGGAGUUGUCCUGGCAACGGGCAAUGGCUUGGUAAUGCUCUCUGAGCUGGAGGCUGAAGCCUGUCUGAGAUCCCCAGGUUGUGUUCGGAGUGUGCUGAGGGGAAGGCCAGUGUGUGACGCACUGUACCCCCAGUGCUGAGGGGAAGGCCAGUGUGUGACACACUGUACCCCAGUGCUGGGGGGGCCAGUGUGUGACACACUGUACCCCAGUGCUGGGGGGAAGGCCAGUGUGUGACACACUGUACCCCCAGUGCUGAGGGGAAGGCCAGUGUGUGACACACUGUACCCCAGUGCUGGGGGGAAGGCCAGUGUGUGACACACUGUACCCCCAGUGCUGAGGGGAAGGCCAGUGUGACACACUGUACCCCCAGUGCCGGGGGGGAAAGGACAGUGUGUGACGCACUGUACCCCCAGUGCUGAGGGGAAAGGACAGUGUGUGACAGACUGUACCCCCAGUGCCGGGGGAAAGGACAGUGUGUGACACACUGUACCCCAGUGCCGGGGGGAGAGGACAGUGUGUCACACACUGUACCCCAGUGCUGGGGGGAAAGGACAGUGUGUGACACACUGUACCCCCAGUGCCGGGGGAAAGGACAGUGUGUCACACACUGUACCCUCAGUGCCGGGGGGAAAGGACAGUGUGUGACAGACUGUACCCCCAGUGCCGGGGGGAAAGGACAGUGUGUGACACACUGUACCCCAGUGCCGGGGGGAAGGACAGUGUGUGACACACUGUACCCCCAGUGCCGGGGGAAAAGGACAGUGUGUGACACUCUAUACCCCAGUGCUGGUGGGGAAGGGGGGAGGACAGUGUGUGACACACUGUACCCCAGUGCCGGGGGGAAAGGACAGUGUGUGACACACUGUACCCCCAGUGCUGAGGGGAAAGGACAGUGUGUAACGCACUGUACCCCCAGUGCUGAGGGGAAAGGACAGUGUGUGACACACUGUACCCCAGUGCUGGGGGGAAAGGACAGUGUGUGACACACUGUACCCCCAGUGCUGAGGGGAAAGGACAGUGUGUGACACACUGUACCCCAGUGCUGGGGGGAAAGGACAGUGUGUGACACACUGUACCCCCAGUGCCGGGGGGAAAGGACAGUGUGUGACACACUGUACCCUCAGUGCCGGGGGGAAAGGACAGUGUGUGACACACUGUACCCCCAGUGCCGGGGGGAAAGGACAGUGUGUGACACACUGUACCCCAGUGCCGGGGGGAAAGGACAGUGUGUGACACACUGUACCCCCAGUGCUGAGGGGAAAGGACAGUGUGUGACGCACUGUACCCCCAGUGCUGAGGGGAAAGGACAGUGUGUGACACACUGUACCCCCAGUGCCGGGGGAAAAGGACAGUGUGUGACACUCUAUACCCCAGUGCUGGUGGGGGGAGGGGGGAGGACAGUGUGUGACACACUGUACCCCAGUGCUGGGGGGAAAGGACAGUGUGUGACACACUGUACCCCCAGUGCUGAGGGGAAAGGACGGUGUGUAACGCACUGUACCCCCAGUGCUGAGGGGAAAGGACAGUGUGUGACGCACUGUACCCCAGUGCCGGGGGGGAAGGACAAUGUGUGACACACUGUACCCCCAGUGCUGAGGGGAAGGCCAGUGUGUGACACACUGUACCCCAGUGCCGGGGGAAAGGACAGUGUGUGACACACUGUACCCCAGUGCCGGGGGGGAAGGACAGUGUGUGACACACUGUACCCCAGUGCUGAGGGGAAAGGACAGUGUGUGACACACUGUACCCCAGUGCCGGGGGGAAAGGACAGUGUGUGACACACUGUACCCCAGUCCCAAGUUAAACUCCUUGUUCACCUGACACCAUAAAAGAAUGAAUUUUCGUUUUACCUGCUUUGCUGAUUCACUGUUUUACUUUGAAAUCUUUUGUAUUUUGUCUCUUUUCAAUAAGAAAAAUUUGAUUAAAAUGUGGCCACGGAGUAUGCGAAUUGUGCCGUUCCAUGAAUCCUGCUUCUUGUUUUGAAAUUAAAGCAGAAAGUGCCUGAAACACUCAGAGUCAGAAA